GGUUUCCCCCCGGGAGAAUUAACUAUCGAGGAGCUGUGAGCAUGUCAUGGCUGUUUGUUUCUGGGUUGCUUUCAGUUUAAGGUAUUGAUCGCCAGCCAUUGUAUAGGGAGAGGUUUUUUCCUGAACAAUUUGAGAUGACGAACGGGUCUGUUAGAUCUUCAAAGCCAGGAGAUGGCGACCGUACCACACUUGCCCGGACUUUCAAGUAUCUGUUGGCCACUCAGUUCUUAUCGAGGGGAAUCCCUUUUAUUUUCAAUACGUGGAUCGUGAGACACCUUACGGCAGAGGACUACGCGGUUUAUGCAGUACAAUUUCAUCUUUUUGUCACGUCUAUCUUGUUUCUAAGUAGGGAGGGCUUUCGGCGAGCAUGCAUGAGGGCAGAUAUUAGAUGUGAUGGUGCACAAAUGGGAGUAAAUGCUGCAAAGCUAUUGGAAGUAGCAUGGAUGACUUUCCCAAUUGGAUUACUUUUUACAUUUGUAGCAUGCAUAGCUGUCUUCUGGUGGCAGACACUAAACUUCACUGAUUCCUAUGGACAAGCUAUCUUGAUUCAUGGAUUUGCAUGCAUAUUAGAGCUACUGGCAGAACCCUUAUACAUUCUUUCACAGAAUUUGCUACUCCUUGAAUUGCGUCUAAUGGUUGAAACUGUGGCAACUCUUUCGCGUUGCAUGACAACCUACUUCCUCAUUGUCAAGCAGACUAAUAUGGAAAAAGUGAUUGUAUUUGCAGUGUCACAGACUACAUAUGGAGCUUGUGUGUUCUUAGGAUAUUGGGGCUAUUUUUUUCUCACUCGCCUGGUGAGAAGUUCUGACCUUUUCCCCUUCAGAAAAGGAAAGAUGUCAGAUUACGACCAGCAGCUUAAAAAUAUGUGUAUAUUGUUUACUGGUCAAUCCUUCUGGAAGUUGCUCCUUCAGGAAGGGGAAAAGAUGAUACUUGUAUGGUUGGAUACACCCUACAACCAGGCUGUGUAUGGACUUGUAGACAAAUUAGGUAGUUUAGUUGUGAGAUUGGUGUUUCUUCCUUUUGAAGAAAGUUCUUAUGUCACAUUUGCAAGGUUUGCAUCAGGGCAAUCUCCUCAAAGAAACAUGAAAAUAGGGAGUUCCCUCACUGAUGCCCUUAAACUUGUUCUUUUAAUUGGUCUGGUUGUUAUGGCAUUUGGACCAAGCUACUCUUAUGCUCUUAUUAGAGUCUUGUAUGGUAGGAAAUGGAGCGAUGGAGAAGCUCCAACUGCACUCCGUUACUAUUGUCUCUAUGUCAUUGUUUUGGCUAUGAAUGGAACAUCUGAAGCGUUUCUACAUGCAGUGGCAAAUGAGAAACAACUAAAGCAUUCAAACGGCUCCUUACUGAUAUUCUCAGGGAUUUACGUUGUACUGAAUAUCCUGCUCAUACGCUCAGCUGGUGCAGUUGGGUUAAUUGCGGCAAAUUCAUUAAAUAUGAUUUUCAGGAUUCUGUACUCUGCAGUAUUCAUUAAGCAUUAUUUCCAGGAUUCUAGAUCAUUUGCAUUCAAUCAGUGCUUGCCAUCUGGUUGGACAUUUUUGCUUCUUUCAGGUGUUGCUACUCUCAUAUCUGAGCGAAUAUUUCUUGAUCGGGAAAAUUUUUGGCCAACCAUGUUCAUUCAUUCAUCCUUUGGAUUGACAUGCUUAUGCAUAUCCACCAUUGUAAUAUAUCGCCAUGAGAGGCCUUUCAUCAACAAAAUCAUCCGUUUUCGGGACCAUGUUGAAUAGAAUUAGCUGAAUGAUACUUCACUCGAAUGUCAAAGUCGUGGCUGUGGAGAUAGAACCAUCUUUUUGUUUCCAUCAAGCAGUGCUUCAUUCCUUACAUCGACAUCUUGAAACCUGAUGUAUGUGGUGCCGUGAUCUAGAAGCUGUCAUAGAUGAUAUAUAGCAUUCUAGCUCUAUUAUUUAUUUAUAGGAGAGGGUUCUCUGAACAAGCUGCAUAGAGAAAU
Telopea speciosissima is the source of this 1942-nucleotide messenger RNA. Its product is annotated as protein RFT1 homolog. Gene Ontology annotation, biological process: glycolipid translocation; dolichol-linked oligosaccharide biosynthetic process. The record is from RefSeq and is a predicted model, not a curated record. Bases 135 to 1721 code for a protein of 528 amino acids. The transcript has 15 exons. NCBI's taxonomy places the organism in Eukaryota, Viridiplantae, Streptophyta, Magnoliopsida, Proteales, Proteaceae. Gene Ontology annotation, cellular component: endoplasmic reticulum membrane.